Messenger RNA from Ostreococcus lucimarinus CCE9901, 543 nucleotides. RefSeq lists its product with no specific name. The coding region runs from base 1 to 543 and encodes 180 amino acids. NCBI's taxonomy places the organism in Eukaryota, Viridiplantae, Chlorophyta, Mamiellophyceae, Mamiellales, Bathycoccaceae. The transcript has a single exon. The record is from RefSeq and is a predicted model, not a curated record.
AUGGAUUUCUUGUACGCUUCGGCGGAAGUGCACACGCUGCCGCCGCGAAAACGCUUGGCGUGCGUGCUGCGAGACGUGGCGCACUCGCCGACGGAUUUGGGGAGUAAGAAGGCGCGUCUCGCGGGGGAGGCGUACGUGCGAACGGCGCUGCGGGACCCGCGGUUGUUGGGCAAGGCGUUGGAGAUCGUGAGCGAGGAGCGAUACGAUGUGGACGGAGGCAGUAGCGAUAGAGAAAACGGUGGCGCGUCGGCGUCGACGAAGAGUAAGAAGGGACCGCGGAAUAUGAGCUCUUCGUCGCUCAACACGGCGACGGCGACGACGGAGAAGAAGAAGAAGAAGCUGUCGACGAAACGCGAUCGCUCGACGACACAGGCGUUGAAAUCUGACGAAGAUGACGACGACGAUUCUAACGCGGAACCGAAAGAGUUGACGGACGAACAGAUGGCGAUGAAGUUGCACUUGGAGAUGAACGCCUCGCCGCGCAUGAGCAGAGGCUCUUCGCGGUCGACUCAAAUGCUCACCGGGCGCGCGCUCUUCGGGUAG